UAAAGAAAAAAAUCACCAAAACUCAAUAAAAUCUUUUUCUACAAUUUUCUCUCUUUCUUCUUCGUCUUAAUUGCUUAGAGUUAUCUUUCUAUCUCUCUUUGAAAAUCUCUUCCUUUUUCUUCAUCAAUCGAUAGAUAAUGGGUCCGAUUGUGUUGACACAGUUGGCAACUGGGCUUAGCGUGUUGGCCGGAGCAGCCUUGGUCAAAUCAGUGAUGGACCAGAACAACCCCAUGGCCGGCGGCUCAUUUCCGAGGUGUCCCAGCUGCAACGGAACCGGCCGAGUUUCCUGCUUUUGCUCGCGGUGGUCCGACGGAGAUGUCGGGUGUCGGACAUGUUCCGGGUCGGGUAGGAUGGCUUGUAACAGCUGCGGUGGUACGGGUACGGGUCGGCCCCUUCCGGCCCAGAUUACUGUUCGGCGUUCAAACACUCCGUCGUGAUGGGUUUGUUCUUAGAUUUCUUUAGUUCUCUAUAUACAAUCUAAUCUCCUCUUCCUCAUUUUUUUUAAAAUUAAUUCUGUAAUAUAUAAUUAAGCUGAUGAUACUUUGAGAGAGGCAGAGGAUGUGAGAGAUUUGCUAGGCUGUAAUGACCUCAAUUGUUGAAAUGGGACAAUAUCACACAUAUAUAUUAAUAUUUAGUGGUAAAUAUUGAAAA
Cannabis sativa is the source of this 651-nucleotide messenger RNA. RefSeq lists its product as uncharacterized. Bases 138 to 437 code for a protein of 99 amino acids. The record is from RefSeq and is a predicted model, not a curated record. The transcript has a single exon. Lineage: Eukaryota; Viridiplantae; Streptophyta; Magnoliopsida; Rosales; Cannabaceae.